Hibiscus syriacus is the source of this 907-nucleotide messenger RNA. Its product is annotated as AP-3 complex subunit sigma. NCBI's taxonomy places the organism in Eukaryota, Viridiplantae, Streptophyta, Magnoliopsida, Malvales, Malvaceae. Gene Ontology annotation, biological process: Golgi to vacuole transport; intracellular protein transport. Gene Ontology annotation, cellular component: membrane coat; intracellular membrane-bounded organelle; AP-3 adaptor complex. The record is from RefSeq and is a predicted model, not a curated record. The transcript is spliced from 7 exons. The coding region runs from base 54 to 536 and encodes 160 amino acids.
ACUUUUAACAGAUCCGGAAAACUGUUUGGCUAGAGUGAGAAAAGCUAGCAAAGAUGAUAAAAGCUGUGAUGGUGAUGAACACUCAAGGGAAGACUCGACUAGCAAAGUUUUACGAAUACCUGCCGGUGGAGAAGCAGCAGGAGCUUAUACGCGGCAUUUUUGCUGUCCUGUGCAGUAGAGCUGAGAACGUAAGCAAUUUCAUAGAUGCAGAAUCAAUUUUUGGUCCGGACAGUCGUCUUGUCUACAAGCACUUUGCCACUCUUUACUUUGUCUUUGUAUUUGAUAGUUCUGAAAAUGAGCUAGCCGUGCUUGACUUGAUACAAGUUUUUGUGGAAACGUUGGACAAAUGCUUCCAGAAUGUUUGCGAGCUUGACAUUGUGUUCAAUUACAGCAAGGUACAUACUAUCCUGGAUGAGAUGAUUUUUGGAGGUCAAGUGGUGGAAACAAGUUCAUCAGAAAUUAUGAAGGCAGUUGAAGAGAUUUCUAAGUCCUUUCUCUAUCCUUUCCUCCUUUGCUUGUCUAAAAAAACAUGUUAGAAGCUGCCUCGAAUGCUAUCACACUCAUUCCAAAAUCCGCUUCUGGUUGGCGAAGUAGGUAGUUUUAACAUUCAAAUGCUCUUAAUAUUGGUUAUCGAAUUAUGUACUGUCAUCGUGAGUUGGUAACUUAUGUUUUUAAUUAACCGGUGAUCAAUGCUUGAGUGGAGUAUCAUUUCAUAUUGGCUCACAUAAUCAGAAGUUUAGAGGUGUUAUAUAUGAAUAGUUAGUUUCCUGCUCUUCACGAGUAGUAAAUAAUUAAAUGUUACAAGACGGUUUUAUUAGCACAUGCUUACAAGUUACAUCUUUGAGUGUUGAUCCUGAUUUUUGCAAUCUUUAUAUGCUUUUCUCAGAGACAUCAGAUUAAUAUUUUG